AUGUCGCUUCCCAAGGACUUUAUCUGGGGCUUUGGCACAGCCAGCUACCAGAUCGAAGGUGCCGUCGACAAAGAUGGUAGGCUUCCAUCCAUAUGGGACGAAUUCUGUUGUAGGCCCGGUAAGAUCGCUGAUAGUUCUUCCGGUGUUGUGGCCUGA
This is a messenger RNA of Fusarium odoratissimum NRRL 54006, 156 nucleotides long. RefSeq names its product beta-glucosidase. The transcript has a single exon. Gene Ontology annotation, biological process: carbohydrate metabolic process. The coding region runs from base 1 to 156 and encodes 51 amino acids. The record is from RefSeq and is a predicted model, not a curated record. Gene Ontology annotation, molecular function: hydrolase activity, hydrolyzing O-glycosyl compounds. Lineage: Eukaryota; Fungi; Ascomycota; Sordariomycetes; Hypocreales; Nectriaceae.